AUGGCUCGACGAGGCUGGCUGCGGGCGCCCCUCUGCCGCGGUGGCGGCGGCGGCGGCCCCGGGGCCCGCCGGCUAAUGCGGCCGCUCUGGUUGCUCCUCGCAGUGGGCGUCUUUAGCUGGGCCGGGGCUUCGGACGGCGCCGGCGGAGCAGCGAGAGCCAUGGACGAGGAGAUCGUGUCCGAGAAGCAAGCGGAGGAGAGCCACCGGCAGGACAGCGCCAACCUGCUUAUCUUCAUCCUGCUGCUCACGCUCACCAUUCUCACGAUCUGGCUCUUCAAGCACCGCCGGGCCCGCUUCCUGCACGAAACCGGCCUGGCUAUGAUUUACGGUCUUUUGGUGGGCCUUGUGCUUCGAUAUGGCAUUCAUGUCCCAAGCGAUGUAAAUAAUGUGACCCUGAGCUGUGAAGUGCAGUCAAGCCCAACUACCUUAUUGGUAAAUGUUAGUGGAAAAUUUUAUGAAUAUACACUUAAAGGAGAGAUUAGUUCACAUGAACUCAAUAACGUGCAAGAUAAUGAAAUGCUUAGAAAGGUUACCUUUGAUCCAGAAGUAUUUUUCAACAUAUUGCUUCCUCCUAUCAUAUUUUAUGCAGGAUAUAGUCUGAAAAGAAGACAUUUCUUUCGAAACCUUGGGUCUAUCCUGGCAUACGCCUUUCUUGGAACAGCGAUUUCUUGUUUUGUAAUUGGGUCAAUAAUGUAUGGCUGCGUCACGCUGAUGAAAGUAACCGGACAGCUUGCGGGAGAUUUUUACUUUACAGACUGUCUGCUUUUUGGUGCCAUUGUGUCAGCCACUGACCCAGUGACUGUCCUCGCCAUAUUCCACGAGCUUCAAGUGGAUGUUGAGCUCUACGCACUUCUCUUCGGGGAGAGUGUCCUCAAUGAUGCUGUCGCCAUAGUGCUGUCUUCCUCAAUAGUGGCAUACCAGCCAGCCGGAGACAACAGCCACACCUUUGAUGUCACAGCCAUGUUCAAGUCUAUUGGGAUCUUCCUUGGGAUCUUCAGUGGAUCUUUCGCAAUGGGUGCCGCUACUGGCGUGGUGACAGCCUUAGUGACAAAGUUCACCAAGUUACGGGAGUUCCAGUUGUUGGAGACGGGCUUGUUCUUCCUGAUGUCCUGGAGUACUUUCCUCUUGGCCGAGGCGUGGGGCUUCACAGGUGUGGUUGCAGUGUUGUUUUGUGGCAUCACACAGGCCCAUUAUACGUACAACAAUCUGUCCACAGAGUCUCAGCAUAGAACUAAACAGUUGUUUGAGCUUCUCAAUUUCUUGGCGGAGAAUUUCAUCUUCUCCUACAUGGGACUGACACUGUUCACCUUCCAGAACCAUGUCUUUAACCCGACAUUUGUAGUAGGCGCAUUUGUUGCUAUUUUCUUGGGAAGAGCUGCUAAUAUUUACCCCUUGUCCCUCUUACUUAAUUUGGGUAGAAGAAGCAAGAUCGGAUCCAAUUUUCAGCACAUGAUGAUGUUUGCUGGCCUCCGCGGAGCAAUGGCGUUCGCUCUGGCCAUUCGAGACACCGCAACGUACGCCCGGCAGAUGAUGUUCAGCACCACCCUUCUGAUUGUGUUUUUUACCGUGUGGGUAUUUGGCGGUGGCACCACCGCCAUGCUGUCGUGCUUGCAUAUAAGGGUUGGUGUCGAUUCCGACCAGGAACACUUGGGUAUUCCAGAAAAUGAAAGAAGAACCACCAAAGCAGAGAGUGCCUGGCUUUUCCGGAUAUGGUACAACUUUGAUCAUAACUACCUGAAGCCUCUGCUGACGCACAGCGGGCCCCCCCUCACCACCACGCUCCCCACCUGCUGCGGUCCCAUCGCGAGGUGCCUGACCAGCCCCCAGGCUUACGAGAACCAGGAGCAGUUGAAAGACGAUGACUCCGAUCUUAUUCUCAAUGAUGGCGAUAUUAGUUUGACGUACGGGGAUUCGACUGUGAACACCGAAUCCGGAGCCUCCGGUGCCCCUAGGAGGUUUAUGGGAAAUAGUUCUGAAGAUGCCUUGGACCGGGAGCUCUCGUUUGGGGACCAUGAACUGGUCAUUCGGGGAACACGCUUGGUUCUUCCCAUGGAUGAUUCUGAACCCCCAUUAAAUUUGUUAGAUAAUACGAGACACAGUCCGGCCUAAGCUUAACUAAUACUCACUUAGUGAUUUGUAAAAUUUGCACAUGUGAUUGUGAAGAAAUUUGUACUACCUAAAAAGUCCCAGUGCAUGUCUGUGAAUGUUGAAGCUAUAUAAAUGCUCUUUCUAGAGCAUCGAGAGAAUUAUAAAUAUCCUGUACAAGGCAGAUUGUGAACAAACUCUUCUUUUACGUUCCGUUGGCUGCACUAUGUAGAUUGGAUCUGUUUUAGAAAAAAAGUUAUUUUCACAGUGAUGUUGUGUGUUCCGUUAGCUUUACGUCUCAGUUAAAGUAUAAAAGUGACAGGUGUACUCUUUCUUACGCUUACCUGAUACUUAACCAGAGUACCACGUUCUGGUGCCGUGCAUUAAUUUUGUUUUGUGGGAGGGGAGGGGAGGGAGAAGAAAGAGGGAGUGUUGUAUCUGGGGAAGCCCAGGGAGGAGAGGUUCCUUUGCGGGGAAACAAGCAUGUGUUCAAUGCUCCCACCUUGGUCGUGGACCUUUUUCUUUCCUUUUUCUCUGGUGGCCUGUUGUGGCAUCAGAGGCUGACGGUGUUCAGAUCUUGCCCCGUUGGGCUUGGGAGUGAAUUGACGGGGGGCCUUUUCCCCCAUUGCUGUGAAAGAACAGAUUUACUGACACUGGUGGUCGGAAAAGAAGGGCUACACAUGCCAUCCAAGACUUCGUUACUUUUCUCCCAGACCCAGGCCAUGGGAAGGAGUCACAUCAUCGGCCAGUGGAGCCAAAAGUACAGGUGUACAUAGUUCGGGGCCCAGGGUUUCCAUCACAGGGGCCAAGACAGAGCGCAGAGGGGAGUAAGGAAAAGGGGGCGGUGUUUCGGAGACCUCUCUUCCCGAAUGUGUAAAUAUUCAAUGCCAGAUAAGUUUAAAUAAGAAACUCAGUUGCUGCUUACUUUUUGAUUAUAAACUUUAUCUGUAUAGCUUUGUGGUCACAUGUUUUUAUAUCCAUUUAAAUCGCUGCUCUUUAGCAGCCAAACAGGAGCAAAAUGUAAAAUUUUUGACCUUUCUGUGUCUAAUUGUCCUUUGUUAGUCUGUAGUUGAUGUGAAAAGUUAAUUUAUGACUCCAUGAUCGUCCCCACACUACAUCCAAGUCCAUCGUGAAGCGUCGCGCUGCCCUUGUUUUCGUGUUACUUUUUAAUAUGAAAUACUCAAGCUGCCGUGUGUGUGUGUGUGUGUGUAUGUGUGUGUCUGUGUGUGUGGUGUGUGUGGGUGUGGGUUUUGUUUUUGUUUUUGUUUUUUUUACAGUUUUCGAGGAAGAGUAUGUAGCAACUUCCCAUUUCCCAUCGAGAGAAUGAAAGUCAACUCUAUUUUGUAAUGCCGGAAACACCUACAGGUGCGUCAAAUGCCUAGAAGGGGGUUAACUCUUUGAAGUUGAUCCUGACCUGUUAAUGUUUUAGAAGAAAAACAGUAACUUUUGUGGGUCUUUCCCCCCUCGAGUCUGAGUAGCAUUGCCUUAAAUCUUACCCAUUUCGCAAAGUUGAUCUGUUGACGUGAUGUUAAAAAUUUUCCCGCACAAAGAUAUCUUUCCAAACAAAAUAUGUACUGAUUUCUCCCCGAGGUAUCUGUCCUGCUGCAAACACUCCCGGAGACAUUAAGGGAAUUCUCCUGUUGGGCCCUUGAGUGGCAGCUCUAACUGUUGGCAUAGCCAUUUGUUACGUAGCGGUAGCGACUUUCCUGCCAUGCAGGAACCCCGUGAAGUGUGUGUUUUAUAUGAUGUGUGCCUCUUUGUGCAGUCUCCAAUUUCUCGUUAACGUGUGUUUGAGGGGCUUUGAACUUCAGCAUCAUUUACCCACCAAGUUACUCAAGUUGUAAAAGGUUAUACAAAAAAUUAACGACCUUUUUUUAUUCUGCCAGGUUACUGAGCUCACUUUAUGAAAAUGGCUGUAAAUACUUAGCAUGACAAAUUCAGUAACUCGUCUCUUUCAGCAUGCGUAAGACUUUCUCUUAGGGAAACCGAUACAGCUUUGAGUCACCUGAGUCUGCCUUCGUACUGUAUCAGGGGGGAACCAAGCCUUCUGUGCUUAUGUCAGCAUCUGGAAGAUUCUCCUCUCCUCUAAUCUGUGUGCACAUCUUCAAGCAAGGAAGAACACACAAACUGUGCUCUCAUACCCAUUGGUUUUAUACAGCCGAGUGAACUUGAAUGAAGGACAGUCUGAGUUACCAUCCUGCACAAGUACAGCUGCUCUCGGACUUGCUGUUCUGUUCUUUGUGAACCCUACACGUUUGAAUGACUCAAACAUUGCAUCUUUUAAAGUUAUUUUGUAAGUUUCCUUGGCAUUUAUCCUUGUCUGUGUUUGGCCAUGUGCUGUUAAAGAAAUAGACUUAAUCUGUAUGUAUUUUUUGUUUUCCCUUGGAGUACUUGGACAGAUGUUAUAGUGGUUUCUUUUAGGAAAAUCUGUCAUUAAAAAAAAAUUAUAGCCUUGCAAAUAACCAGU
Messenger RNA from Suricata suricatta (meerkat), 4552 nucleotides. RefSeq names its product solute carrier family 9 member A6 (gene SLC9A6). Bases 1 to 2109 code for a protein of 702 amino acids. Gene Ontology annotation, cellular component: recycling endosome; membrane. Gene Ontology annotation, molecular function: sodium:proton antiporter activity. The transcript has 16 exons. Gene Ontology annotation, biological process: proton transmembrane transport; sodium ion transport; regulation of pH. NCBI's taxonomy places the organism in Eukaryota, Metazoa, Chordata, Mammalia, Carnivora, Herpestidae. The record is from RefSeq and is a predicted model, not a curated record.